AUGCAUCAAAUUCAAGCCAUGGCUUCUUCUUCAAUCAAAUCGCCAUUAAUUUUCUUCUUUGUGAUCUCUCUUUUCCUCCGAGGAAUAUUUGCUGAGGUGAUUUGCGAUAACCUGCCAUCGAAUUUUUGUUCAUUUGCAAUUGCGUCGUCGGGGAAGAGAUGUGUGUUGGAGAAAUACAGAAACGACGUCGGAAAGUUGGAAUACACAUGCAAGACAUCGGAGGUGGUUGUUGAGAGAAUGACUGGAUAUAUAGAGACCGAUCAAUGUGUAAAAGCCUGUGGUGUUGAUCGGAGCUCUGUCGGAAUAUCCUCAGAUGCCUUACUUGUACCGCAAUUCACCCAAAGCCUAUGCUCGCCGGCGUGCUAUCGGAAUUGCCCAAAUAUUGUUGACCUUUAUUUUAACCUAGCUGCCGGAGAAGGGGUAUUUCUACCUCGUCUUUGUGAGAAACAAAAGACCGAGCCUCACCGUGCCAUGAUGGAGCUUUUGAGUAGUGGUGGCGUUGCCCCGGGUCCCGUGGCUGAAGAACCUUCUGGUUCUUACGUCGCCGAUGAAUCAGAUUCCUCGCCUUUUUAA
This is a messenger RNA of Fraxinus pennsylvanica, 573 nucleotides long. NCBI's taxonomy places the organism in Eukaryota, Viridiplantae, Streptophyta, Magnoliopsida, Lamiales, Oleaceae. The record is from the annotation of a GenBank genome assembly.